Nylanderia fulva is the source of this 2229-nucleotide messenger RNA. The record is from RefSeq and is a predicted model, not a curated record. NCBI's taxonomy places the organism in Eukaryota, Metazoa, Arthropoda, Insecta, Hymenoptera, Formicidae.
AUGAGUAAGCAGUUGCUUGCCAAGCAGCAGUCACAACUGCACUCGGUGGCGCGAGCUCUUCCGAAUUUUAAAAAACUCGGAAAGAACAAUUAUACGCCAGCGCUAAUUCGAUCGCGACUGACGGGACUGAAAGAAGCUUGGGCGCUGUGCACGGCCUCUCACGCUGCGCUGGUACAUGUCUUCCCAGGGGCCAAACGGAAGGACGUCGGCUACUUCGACAAUGCGGAGUUCGAGGAACACGAGGAGAUCUUCCAGAGGACGGCGAACUACAUGACGGAAUGCCUCGAAGAAUUGGAGCCUCCUCUCAACUCAACUCCAUUGGCAAGUCCACCGGCGUUCGGUAAUCCCUCCGCGUUACUCUCCUUGUCGCACCUACCGUCUAUCAAUAUACCCCUGUUUUCGGGAACCCAUAAGGACUGGGAGAGUUUUCGCGAUCGAUUCACGUCGCUCAUAAUUAAAAAUACAGAGUUAACUGCAUUUUCCCGCAUGCAUUACUUAGCGUCUAGUCUCUCCGGGCGUGCUCUGGAAUCGAUACAAACUGUCCCAGUCACCGCCGACAAUUUUGAAGUCGCUUGGCGAUUGCUAGUUUCGCACUACGAUAACAAACGGCGACUGGUCGGCGUGCAUGUCUCCGCGCUAUGCAACCUGCCGGCCGUCACGCGCGAAUCGGCCGUCGAGCUUAGCGAACUCCAGGAUAAAGCCAAUCGAGCUAUUGCGUCGCUCAGAAAUCUCCACCGUUCGUCAGACGAAAUUUUAAGUGAUGUCCUAGUUUAUCUCGUCACUCAGCGGCUUGAUCACGCCACGCACAAGGCGUGGCGAUUGAAAGGAGGCGAUGAUGCCGCGACUCCAACAUUCGAGGACUUAGAUAGAUUUAUCUCCGCGCGCGUGCGAGCCUUGGAAGAACUCACGCCUCAUAACGCGGCUAAGUCCACACGUCCGUCAAGAUCCGCUUCCGUGAACGCCGCUACCACGUCUCCAGUCUCGUGUCCGAUUUGUAAAGCGAGUCAUUACUUGAGUAAGUGUCCGCAAUUUAUUAAGAAAGGUCCGAGUCAACGCAUGGAGUUUAUCAAACAGCACCAAAGGUGCAUUAAUUGUCUCAGUGCGAAACACGCCUUGUAUUCAUGCCCAAGCCAAUACACUUGUCGCCGAUGCCAGAAAAGGCAUCAUUCGAUGCUCCAUGUUGAUUCAGGCUCAUGCGCUACCGCCUCGGUAGUCACUGCUGAAUCGACUCCGCCGGUCAAAGCGAGAGGUAAUCGCGGCGCGGUGGCGUUGUUUGCUUCGCAAGAAUUAUCGCAUCGAACUCCGGUACUCCUUGCGACGGCGCGAGUCACGGUUCGUUCACCGGCGGGUCGCGACGCGAACGUCCGAGCGUUGCUCGAUCCGGGAUCGGAGAUAACCUUCAUGUCCGCUCGGCUUGCGCAAACCUUAAGACUGCGUCGUUUCCAAGAUCAGUUUUCACUCUCUGCCAUCUGCGGUCUUAAAGCGGGUAACUGCAAGUUUGCAGCUCAAAUUACGAUCUUGCCGCAAAAUAAAUCUGAGCCGAGUCUCACAAUCACUGCGUCGAUUUUGCCUUCACUCGCUGAUUACAAUUCGGGGCUCGAUCGAGCCAGGUGCAACUGGGAUCAUCUCGCGGAUCUCGCUCUAGCAGAUCCUCACUUCAAUGGUUCUAAUCCCAUUGAGCUCCUCAUCGGCGCCGAUAUCUAUGGCGAGAUAUUCCUUGGCGAAAUGCGGAAGGGACCUCGCGGGCAGCCCUAUGCAUUAAAUACCAUUUUUGGAUGGGCAGUAUCCGGCCCUACAAGUGUGUCAAUUCAAUCCCGCCGAACAAUCACUGUUCAACAUUGUUCGGCCUCAACGUCGCUUGCGCUCGAUCGCGAACUGAGAAGAUUUUGGGAGAUCGAGGAAGUUCCGCGACAGACUGUACUCGGCCCGGAGGAACAACGAUGCGAGGAUUACUUCAUGACCACUCAUUCGCGUUGUUCCGACGGCCGAUACAUUGUGCGCCUUCCAUUUAAACGUGAUCCUCCCAUUAAUGUCGGUCGUUCUCGCGAUACUGCUGAGCGAUGUCUAAAAAGCUUACUUCGACGCUUUGAAAUUAACGCCGAGCUAAAACAACAAUAUUUCAAUUUCAUGCGGGAAUACGAAGCUCUGGGACACAUGCGAAAAGCCUCACCUCUCAGAAUCCUCUCAGUGCGUGUAUAUUCCUCACCAUCCCGUCUUUCGCGACGGUAG